Notechis scutatus (mainland tiger snake) is the source of this 3639-nucleotide messenger RNA. The record is from RefSeq and is a predicted model, not a curated record. NCBI's taxonomy places the organism in Eukaryota, Metazoa, Chordata, Lepidosauria, Squamata, Elapidae.
AUGCUGAUGGCAUUGGAAAAACUUUCAUUAUCACCAGAACAGGUUACUAAAGGAAAUAAUGUGUUCACUGCCAUUUUUACAGCUGAAAUGGUCCUCAAGAUGAUUGCCCUAGAUCCGUAUUACUAUUUUCAGUGCUCCUGGAAUGUGUUUGACUUCACUGUGGUUAUUGUAGGCAUAAUAAACCUGUUGCUAAACAUGCGAGCACCAAUUUUCAGAACGUUGAGAAUCUUCAAACUUUCGAAAUUUUGGCCAGCUUUAAAUAAGCUUAUGAAAAUAAUGUUGAAAUCAGUAGGCCCUCUGGGUAACCUCACCCUUGUUCUGAUAUUCACUGUAUUCAUUUUUGCUGUGGUCGGCAAGCAAGCCUUUGGGAAUUAUUACAGCGCUGUCACUGCUAAUGCUAGCAUCUGCAAAAACGAUAGUAUGCCAAAUUGUGCUUCCACUAACAGCUCUGAGACAUGCCAGUUGCGCUGGCAUAUGAAGGAUUUUUUACAUUCAUUUCUUAUUAUAUUCCGAAUUCUGUGUGGAGAAUGGAUUUCUACCAUGUGGGAGUGCAUGCAAGUUGCUGGGGAAGGACGGUGCAUAAUUCUGUUCAUGCUGGUCCUGGUUUUAGGAAACCUGGUGGUCCUCAAUCUCUUUAUUGCUCUGCUGCUGAGUUCCUUCAGUAGCAGUGGUUCCGAAACAGAGGAAGAUAACUGCAAACCUGACCCUGGAAAGGCUUUAGCACUUAUUCAGAGAGGGCUGCGAUUUGUCAGACUUUUCCUGUGGGAUUGGUGUUGCCAUGUCUUCCUGAAGAAGCUGAGGAGAACAGGCACGAAGGAAAAGAGUGAGACCACCGUCACUGAAAGAUCCUGUGAUGCCGAACCCACGAAAGAGAUGUCAGAGAACUUUGCUGGCAAGGAAUCCUUCGGGAACUGGGAUAAACUUCCGUGGGAUAGAAAGCAGGAAGAUUUCACGAUAGAUUACAGAGAGAUCCCCCCUAUUCCCCUGGCUGAACUGGAAACAUUAAGCAUUGAGGAAAUGGACCCUAGUACCCUGGAGAACAAUCUGCGAAAGAGGAGAGAGAUACACCAAGGCCAAAAUCGAAGACUCUCUUCUCAAGUUUCUGACACUACAAGUACUUGGUCUUUGGAUAUACCCAAGAGAUCGGAUUACGAUACGAGCUGUUCAGAGAUCAGCACAGUGGACCAGAGAUCUCCUAUCCAUCAGGUGCUUGAAGUCAAAAAGGAACCUCAGGACUGUUUCCCACAAGUCUUCAUGAAAUUGUUUCCAUGCUGCAGAGUGAAUACAGAUGCAUUUCCAGGCAACACUUGGUGGAGAUUUAGAAAAACCUGCUACAAAAUUAUAAAACAUAAUUGGUUUGAAUCCUUUAUUAUAUUCAUGAUAUUACUGAGUAGUGGUGCUCUGAUCUUUGAAGACAUCUACCUUAAUAAAAGAAAGAUAAUAAAAAAAAUUCUCGACUAUGCCGAUGUAUUCUUUUUCUGUAUCUUUUUCUUGGAGAUGCUUCUCAAAUGGGUGGCCUAUGGCUUUAGAAAAUAUUUUACUAAUGGCUGGUGUAUUCUUGAUUUCUUUAUUGUAUCUUUGCCUAUAGCAAGAGGUACAUCAAAGAAAAGACAGUGUGAUAGUAAUAUCUCCACGAAAUCUCUAAGAACAUUGAGGGCCCUUAGACCUCUUCGAGCACUGUCUAGAUUUAAAGGAAUAAAGGUUGUUGUGAAUGCUCUGGCUGGCGCUAUCCCUUCCAUUGGAAAUGUGCUUCUUGUCUGCAUUGUACUUUGGCUGCCAUUUAACAUCUUAGGAGUGCAAUUGUUUGGAGGAAAAUUUUCAUGUUGGAACGUUGAAAAUAAGAAAAGUUGUAUUAAUAUGACUAUCAACUUUGAUCAUGUUGGGAACGGGUACCUAGCUCUCCUUCAAGUGGCAACAUUUAAAGGCUGGAUGGACAUUAUGUAUGCUGCAGUAGAUUCAGCUAAUGAAAAUUCCACCCAGCCAUGUUUUGAAAACAACGUAUAUGCAUACGUUUACUUUGUGGUUUUUAUUAUAUUUGGAUCCUUCUUCAUGCUGAACCUCUUCAUUGGUGUGGUUAUUGAUAAUUUUAACCAGCAAAGAAAAAAGAUAAGUGGAGAACUCAUCUUUUUGUCAGAGGAUCAAAAGAAAUAUUACAAUGCACUAAAAAAGCUUGGUACCAAGAAACCACAUAAGACUAUUCCACGACCUCUGAACCAGUUCCAAGGAUUACUUUUUGAUAUCGUAAACAAGCAAGCAUUUGAACUGUUCAUUAUCAGCCUGAUUUUCUUGAAUGUGGUGGUCAUGGCCGUGGAAUACGAAGGUCAAGAUGUGGCUGCUGACCAACUUCUUGAGAAGAUCAACUGUGUCUUUGUGGCCCUCUUCACUGGCGAGUGUGUGAUGAAACUGUUGGCUUUGAGGCUUUAUUUCUUCAAAGACUCCUGGAACAUAUUUGAUUUGGUGGUUGUCAUUCUUUCAAUCAUUAGCCUUGCAGCAACCCAACUUUGGCGACGCCUCAAUUUCCCGCCAACCAUCCUGCGUGUCAUUCGAGUGAUCCGUAUCAGCCGCCUCCUGAGGCUGAUCCGAGGCGCGAGAGGGCUGCGCACCCUUCUUUUUGCCCUGCUGAUGUCCCUCCCUGCUCUCACCAACAUCGGGCUCCUCCUCUUCCUGAUCAUGUUCAUUUACGCUAUAUUUGGCAUGGCUAAUUUCUCCUGCGCGAGUUGGCUGCAAGGGAUUGACGACAUUUUCAACUUCCAGACCUUUGGCAACAGCAUGCUUUGCCUCUUCCAAAUAACCACGUCCGGUGGCUGGGAUGAGCUUCUGGGACCGAUGCUCCUCCACCAGGACAGGUAUAUGUGUGCUCCAAACAUCAAAUCCGCCACACAGAACAGCCCCUGUGUCAACAGCAAGGUGGCCAUUGCCUAUUUUGUCAGCUACAUCAUUAUUUCGUUCCUGAUUGUAGUCAACAUGUACAUUGCUGUCAUCAUCGAGAAUCUGAACGUUGCCACCGAAGAGAGCACAGAGCCACUGGGCGAUGAUGACUUUGAAAUCUUUUAUGAGAUCUGGGCAAAAUUUGACCCCAAAGCAACCCAGUUUAUCUCUUACUCGGCACUCUCCAACUUCGCAGAUGCCCUGGCAGAACCUUUGCGGAUACCAAAACCGAAUAGUCAGCAGUUGUUGUCCAUGGACCUUCCGAUAGUCAAUGGGAAUAAAAUCCACUGCCUGGAUAUUUUGUUUGCUUUUACCAAAAGGGUGCUGGGAGAAUCUGGAGAAAUGGACUCGUUUGAGUCCCAAAUAGAAGAAAAAUAUCCAGAGAAGAUUGCCUAUGAGCCGAUCGUGACAACUCCCAAGAGAAAGCAGGAUGAGUCUGCCAUCAUCAUUCAAAGAGCUUAUCGGAUGUAUCUUUUCCAGCGUGCAGGAAGGGUAGCGCCUCAGGAACCCUUUGUAACCAUCUCCUUGGAGAAUAUUCCAGAAGAGGAAAACUCAUCUGUGUUCAGCCUGAGUGAAAAUGAAGGCAGCCAGUCCAAUAAUUCUCAGAGCUUGUCUUCGGUGGCCAUUCCUCCAUCCUACAGUAAUGUGACGAGCAUUGCUCCUGUCCUUCAACAGGAGGAGUCCUCAGACCAUAAGGGUGAUACAAAGUGA